Lates calcarifer (barramundi perch) is the source of this 1962-nucleotide messenger RNA. RefSeq names its product cytochrome P450 4F3 (gene cyp4f3). Gene Ontology annotation, molecular function: oxidoreductase activity, acting on paired donors, with incorporation or reduction of molecular oxygen; monooxygenase activity; heme binding. The transcript has 13 exons. The record is from RefSeq and is a predicted model, not a curated record. Lineage: Eukaryota; Metazoa; Chordata; Actinopteri; Centropomidae. The coding region runs from base 119 to 1741 and encodes 540 amino acids.
CAGUUUGCCCUCUGCAUGUUUCAACACCAGCAACUUCUCACUGUGAACACAGCCGCUGUCACAGCAGGACGAGCAUCACACGAGCCAGACCUCUGGAUGCUACCCGCUCUGUCCCAGGAUGUCUCUCCUCCAGGGUGUCCUCUGUCAGGUCCUCAGCUGGGCCGGCGUCUGUCAGGUCCUGUGCGUGGUCGGCACAGGGCUGGCUGCUGUGGUCGCAGCGUGGACGGUGAGGCUGUUGGUGCGUCACGCCUGGUACACACACAGGCUGUCUUGCUUCAGCAAGCCGCAUGCAGACUACUGGCUGAUUGGACACCUGGGCCAGAUGCAGAGCACAGAGGAAGGCCUCCUCCAGGUGGACGAGCUGGUGCAGACACACAAACACUCCUGCAGCUGGUUCCUCGGUCCUUUCUAUCACCUGGUCAGAGUCUUCCACCCUGACUUUGUCAAACCUCUACUAAUGGCUCCUGCCAGCAUUACACUGAAGGAUGAGCUCAUCUACGACCAUCUGCGUCCAUGGCUUGGACAGAGUCUGCUGAUAAGCAACGGGGAGGUGUGGUCCCGCAAGAGGCGGCUGCUGACUCCAGCUUUCCAUUUUGAUAUUCUGAAGAACUACGUUGCCAUGUUUAACAGCUCAGCUAACACCAUGCACGAUAAAUGGCGCUGCCUGGUGGCAGAGGGCAGGACCAACAUAGAGAUGUUUGACCAUGUCACUCUCAUGACGCUGGACAGUUUACUUAAAUGUGCCUUCAGCUACAACAGCAACUGUCAGGAGUCCACCAGUGAGUAUGUGUCAGCCAUAGUGCAGCUCAGUGACCUGAUAAUAGAUCGUCGCCUGAGGAUUUUACACCACUGGGACUGGAUCUACUGGAAAACACAGCAGGGAAAACAGUUCAAAAAGGCCUUAAGUGUUGUACACAGGUUCACCAGGGACGUGGUUCAGAAGCGCCGUGCCCUCAUCAACCAACAGAGGGAGACAGACUCAGAUCACACCACAGCACCACAGAGAAAGAGGGAUUUUGUGGACAUCAUACUGCUCUCACAGGAUGAGGAUGGAAAAGGUCUAACAGAUGAGGAGAUACAGGCAGAGGCCAACACCUUCAUGUUCGCAGGCCAUGACACAACAGCCAGUGCGAUUUGCUGGACGCUGUAUAAUUUAGCACGCCAUUCCCACUAUCAGGAAAAAUGCAGGCAGGAGGUGAUGGAUCUGAUGCAAGGACGAGACAGACAUGAAAUAGAGUGGGAGGAUCUGUCCAACCUCACCUUCACCACCAUGUGCAUCAGAGAAAGCCUUAGACUCCACUCUCCUGUGCAGGCUGUGACAAGGAAAUACACCCAGGACAUGAUACUGCCAGAGGAACGGACAGUACCACAGGGUACCAUUUGUUUGGUCAGUAUUUAUGGAACACAUCACAACCCCACUGUGUGGACAAACCCACAUGAGUUUAAUCCUCUGCGUUUUGAUCCAGCCAACACAUCAAACCGGGCCUCUCAUGCCUUCAUCCCCUUUUCCUCAGGCCCCAGGAACUGUAUCGGUCAGAAAUUCGCCCUGGCAGAGCUGCGAGUCGUCGUAGCAUUGACCCUGCUCAGGUUCCGCCUGACCCCAGGGGCAAACCCUGAACUCGGGACCGGCUUUGGAGGCAUUCGCCGUCUCCCCCAGCUCGUCCUGCGUGCUGAGGGAGGCCUGUGGCUGCAGCUGGAGCCUCUGACUACAGCCAACAUGGAGGAGCCACAGUCUGAUUGAUCCAACAAGAUGAAAUGUUCACUUGUUUUAACAUAACAACAAAAACACAACACUGUUCCUGUCACUGUAUGUAAGCUUAGUGAACUGUCUCUAAAUGCAUUUGCUGCCUUUAGGCCUCAUGAGUCUUUACUAUCACUUUAAAAGUGAAUGUAACAUUUAAUGUACUGUUGCACAAUGUGAUUAAGCUUGGUUUAAAUAAAUCCUGAGUUUAAAAAAACUUA